This is a messenger RNA of Hibiscus syriacus, 3044 nucleotides long. RefSeq names its product protein-tyrosine-phosphatase MKP1-like. Gene Ontology annotation, biological process: protein dephosphorylation. The transcript is spliced from 3 exons. Gene Ontology annotation, molecular function: protein tyrosine/serine/threonine phosphatase activity; actin filament binding. The record is from RefSeq and is a predicted model, not a curated record. The coding region runs from base 209 to 2740 and encodes 843 amino acids. Lineage: Eukaryota; Viridiplantae; Streptophyta; Magnoliopsida; Malvales; Malvaceae.
UAGAAGAAAAAAUAUAUUAAACAAAGAAUGAGAAAGAAGAGUCAAGGGGUUUUGGUAGAAAUUUGUCUUCUUUUCUUCAUUGUCAACAUCGCUAUAUAUUUUUCAUUUUGAAUGCACUUUCCUGGAACCAUCCUUUAAUGGGUGUCAUUUCAUUUGUUGGAAUUUUAGUUUGAAUUCUCCUUUUUUUCUUUUUUGUUGGUUAUUUGAUAUGUUAAGCGAAGAAGAAAAAGACCGGCAUGCCAAGGCAGCUGCCGGUGUUGCUGCUCGUAAGCCGUAUCUGCGGUCGGUCUCUUGGAACGACCGUUCACCGGGAAAGCCUCACCCUAAACCGCCUAUGAACGCGAAGGGGAGGUCUUGUUUGCCUCCGCUAUCUAUAACAAGAAGGCCGGUAGAAGAGUGGCCGAAAGCCGGUUCCGAUGAUCUCGGUGUUUGGCCUAAUCCCCAGACUCCGAGGGCAUCGGUUAAGCCCCUUGACAAUCCUGGUUCCAAUAGGGAGUUUCUGUUGAGGAAAGAUAAGCUGGCUUUCUUUGAUAAAGAGUGUUCCAGGAUAGCUGAACAUGUUUAUUUAGGGAGUGAUGCUGUUGCUAAGAACAGGGAAAUCCUGAGGACAAAUGGGAUUACUCAUGUUUUAAACUGCGUUGGCUUCGUUUGUCCCGAGUAUUUCAAGCAUGAUCUUGUUUACAAAACACUUUGGUUACAAGAUACCCCGUCCGAGGACAUCACCAGCAUUCUCUAUGAUGUUUUCGAUUACUUUGAAGAUGUACGGGAGCAAGGCGGGAAGGUGCUGGUGCACUGCUGCCAGGGGGUUUCGAGAUCGUCUUCUCUGGUUAUUGCGUAUCUCAUGUGGAGGGAAGGCCAGAGCUUCGAGGAUGCGUUUCAGUAUGUGAAGGCGGCUCGAGGGGUGACGAAUCCGAAUACAGGGUUUGCCUUCCAACUUUUGCAGUGCCAGAAGAGGGUUCAUGCUGUCCCUGCUAGCCCGAAUUCUGUGCUUAGGAUGUAUAGGAUGGCUCCACAUUCCCCGUAUGACGCUCUUCAUCUUGUGCCGAAAAUGGUAGAUCAUCCAAGUAAACACGCACUCGACUCUCGUGGGGCGUUUGUUGUGCAUGUUCCCUGUGCUGUUUACGUUUGGGUUGGAAAGAGAUGCAGCUAUGUGAUGUCGAAUAGCGCUGCAUCGGCUGCCAAUCAGGUUAUUCGGUAUGAACAGGCAAAAGAUCCCUUUUUAACUGUGAGAGAAGGGGAUGAGCCUUUGGAAUUCUGGGAUGCCCUUGCUAGUGGACAGCUCUCGGCAGAUGGUUGCAACAGCGCAGAGGGCAGGAAGGUAGUUAAGUUGGCUUCCAAGGAUGACACGGUUGCAGUAAGCGAAAUUUAUGUCGGUCAAAGGAAGGUAGAUGAUUAUGAUUUGGAUUUUGAACUUUACCAUAAAGCUCUUGCUGGUGGAGUUGUUCCACCUUUUUCGGUGUCGAACACGGAAUCUGAAACUUGCCUUCCUGCGAGAGAAAAUGGAUGGGGUAGGCUAAGACAGAAGUUUGCUAGUGGAAUCAUGAAAGAGUUUGUAAAAUCAUCCAAACUGGGUUGUAACUUGACUCCAGUCAAUGAUAGAUCAGAUGUGGUUAUAGACACUUGUAAGGACAAGGAAAAUACUGUUUCGUUUUCAUCUCCAUCGUCAUCGUCGAUUCAGAGUAAAGAUCCUUGUGAUGAAGAAGAACAGUCAUCGUCGAUCAUUCCAUGUGGUUCACCAGAUUCCAUUGAUUGUUCCCCAUAUCGCAACUUGAUUCAGAGUAAAGAUCCUUGUGAUGAAGAAGAACAGUUAGUCACUCCUUUCGGUUCUCCAUUGGAACCGAGUUCUCCUUGCGGUUCACCGAAUUCCUUUUCUUGUUUUGCAGCCAGCAGCUCGAAAUUCAGUUCCAAAUCUCCUUCACUUUCACCUUCAACAUCUGACUAUGCCAGUUCGUUUACUUUUUCACCCUCAUCCUCGAAUUGGUCUUCUCAACAGCCUUCGCCUUCUGGCCUGGAAGCCACUGAUCUGUCUUCAAUCAAACAUUCCUCAACAGUGAAUUCUUUUUUACCAUAUAAAGAAAGUUUCCCAUCAUUGAAAAAGUCGUUUUCUUCCGGUCUUACUUUCAGAGUCGAAAAUCCUUGCCUGCCCUGUAAAGGUACUUCACCCUCACUUGCAGAGCGCAGGGGGAGUCAUCCUCCACCACGCAUGUGGUUACCAUCAGCGGAUGCACCAGUCCCUCGUAAACUCGUAAAGUCUUGGUCCUUUUCUCUGCCCGACUUGGAUGAUACUAUAAUGAAUGACCUAGAUCGUACUGAAUAUGAACCUGAGGAUAAUAGAGAAGAGUUAAUGUUAGAUGUUGAAGCUGUUGCUAGUAUCGAGUCACAUAGUCGAACUGAACAUAAAAAGGAAUAUGGAGAAUUUCAUGCUCAACCUACCGGAGUAAUCACUUCGGCUCUGCAUCAGUUGUAUCAGUGGCCUUCACUCAAUAACGUCAAGAUGGAUCGAUCUCACAUCCUCGAGUCCACAGCAACAUAUAUGUUGUUGGCUUCCGAAUCGAGCUCGGGUGUAAGUGACCAUUCUAGUGUUUUAUAUGUCUGGCUAGGCCGUAAAGUGGGGAGUGAAGAAGAGCAGAGUCAACUUUUAAGCUGUGAUGGCACACACAGGGACUGGGAAUCUAUCGGGCGCGACUUUCUUAAUAAAAUGGAUUUUCCUCUCAAUGCCUCUAUACAGACAUGCAGAUAGUUCGAGAAGGCGAGGAGCCGGAGCAGUUCCUGAACCUUUUCGACAGUUUUAUCAUUCCGAAAGGCUGAACUGGUCUACCAUGAUGUGAGGUCUCUUUGAAGGGGUUGGUAAUGAUCUUUCUCGAACACCCUAGACGAAUGUAGGAAAUGUAGAAAUUGCAGCCCAGGCAGUGUAAUGUGAUUGCUAUCUGCUUGUUCAGCGUAUGUCAAUAACAACGGAGGUAUUUGUUUAACAAAACAUGUAAAGAAAUCAAAGCCCUGUUGUACACUAGUGAUAUAGGAACUGGAAAUAAAUGCUCAAGUUG